Messenger RNA from Salvia hispanica, 1597 nucleotides. Its product is annotated as Eukaryotic aspartyl protease family protein. NCBI's taxonomy places the organism in Eukaryota, Viridiplantae, Streptophyta, Magnoliopsida, Lamiales, Lamiaceae. The record is from RefSeq and is a predicted model, not a curated record. Gene Ontology annotation, cellular component: extracellular region. Gene Ontology annotation, molecular function: aspartic-type endopeptidase activity. Gene Ontology annotation, biological process: proteolysis.
UGGACAUCUCAUAUCAACACACUAGCUAUCCAAAUAUGUUGUCUCUUCCUCACCUCCCUCUCCUCUCUCUCCUCUCUCUCUUCUCUCUCUCCUACGCCUACACCACUACCCUCUCCCUCUCCCCCACCGCCGCCGCCGCCCCGCCGCUCGCUAACCCAUGGCAGAGGCUAGCCCACCUCGCCACCGCGUCCACCACCCGGGCCCACCACCUGAAGACCACCGUCCCCACCAAAGUCCCACUCUUCCCCCGCGGCUACGGCGGCUACUCCAUCUCCCUCAGCUUCGGCACGCCGCCGCAGACCUCCUCCUUCAUCAUGGACACCGGCAGCAGCCUCCUCUGGUUCCCAUGCACUCGCCGCUACUCCUGCAACUCCUGCAACUUCGCCGACAUCGACCCCACCAACAUCACCACUUUCAUCCCCAAAUCCUCCUCCUCCGCCAAAAUCAUCGGCUGCGCAAACCCUAAAUGCAAAUGGAUUUUCCCCAAUCUCCGCUGCAGAGAGUGCGGGAAUAACCAAACCCGCACCCGCUGCACCCAGCCCUGCCCGCCCUACAUAAUCCAAUACGGGUCCGGGUCGACCACCGGGUUACUCCUAUCCGAUUCAUUAGUAUUUCCUGAUAAAACGGUCGACAAUUUCGUCGUCGGCUGCUCGAUUUUCUCCAACCGCCAGCCGGCCGGCAUUGCCGGCUUCGGCCGCGGACCGGAGUCGCUGCCGGCUCAGAUGAGCCUCAAGAAAUUCUCCUACUGCCUCGUCUCCCAUCGCUUCGACGGAGAACCGAUCACCAGCGAUUUAGUACUCGAUACCAGCGGCGCCGCCGCCAUAGGAGGCGGAAUCAAGUACACUCCAUUCCGGAAGAAUCCGUCGUCGGGGAACUCCGCGUUUCACGAUUACUACUACGUCACGCUGCGUAAGAUCACAGUCGGUGGAGUCAAAGUCAAAGCGCCGUACAAAUAUCUGGUGCCUGAUUCCGACGGGAGAGGCGGAACGAUCGUCGACUCCGGCACGACCUUCACCUACAUGGAGAAGGAGGUGUUCGAGCUGGUGGCGGAGGAGUUUGAGAGGCAGAUUGGGAAAAAAUACGGCCGGGCCGCCGCCGUCGAGAAGGAGGCCGGCCUUCGGCCCUGCUACAAUAUCUCCGGCGAAAAGGCGGUGGAUUUGCCCCAACUGACGUUCCAAUUUAAGGGCGGAGCGAAGAUGGCGCUGCCGUUGGCGGAUUACUUCUCCUUUCUGGAUGAAUCGGUGAUUUGUAUGACAAUUGUUUCGAGCGGUGGGAUGGAGGAUGGGUUCGGGCCGGGCCCUGCUAUAAUUUUGGGGAAUUAUCAGCAGCAGAAUUUUUACAUUGAGUAUGAUUUGGAAAAUGAGAGGUUUGGGUUUCGGAGCCAAGUAUGCAAAUGAGGGAACAUGAUCAUCUUUUUUUUUUUUUAUUACUAAUUCAUAUUCGGUUCACCUCCAUAUGAUAAAUAAAACUUUGAUUCAUCGACACUUCACGUAGAGAUGCAAUUUCAAGCCAUUGACAUAGUUUAGUCAUGUACUCCUAUAUCAUUCUUGGCUGACAAUUUGUACCAAGAACUUAAUUUAUAUGUCAUUAUUCGCCA